Molecule: messenger RNA, 5314 nt
Organism: Grus americana (Whooping crane)
Lineage: Eukaryota; Metazoa; Chordata; Aves; Gruiformes; Gruidae
Gene: CD44
Product: CD44 molecule (Indian blood group)
Exons: 7
Coding region: 1269-2588 (439 amino acids)
Biological process (GO): positive regulation of ERK1 and ERK2 cascade; inflammatory response; cell adhesion
Cellular component (GO): macrophage migration inhibitory factor receptor complex; plasma membrane; basolateral plasma membrane
Molecular function (GO): cytokine receptor activity; hyaluronic acid binding
Source: RefSeq, a predicted model, not a curated record
UCUGUGAAUAAAUCUGAGCAAUUCUGAUGUUAUAUUAUAUAUUUGGUUUAACUAUUCUAUGCUUCAGACCUGUUACUGGAGGUUUGUUUUCUCUCCUCUUUGGAUUGUGUGUCAAGACCUAUAGUAGAUUAAUCCCAUAACUGUCUCCUACAUUUUGUUCUGUGUCAUGCAGUCACAAGGUUUUAGCAGGCUAUCUACCAGGGUUAUAGAAAUCAGGUAGAUAAGUUAUCUACCAGGGUUGGAAACAGUGGAUGUUUAAAUGGAAAAAUAAUGUCUGUUGUAUUUUUCACAUAUCUGGGAGCUGUGUUCACUCCCCUGUUCCAAGUCAUUAUUGGACCUGGGUUUUGUGGGGGGUUUUUUUGUUAAUAUCACAAUUAUACCUAAAAAAUUUAUCUAAAAUAGCUACUCACCCCACUUUUGAACUAUGACAAUAUGAGACUGGUGAUGAAGGGAAGAAAACAAAGUAUAGUGUAGAAUAAAAGAGAGGCUUCUCUCUUCCAUGAGUUGAAGCAAUUGAAACAUAAAAGAUCAAAUUAUACUAUAAAGCUAAUAACUGAAAAUUGACUCAUGUGAGUGUACCAAGUGUACUAGUUAAUGAUUGAUGUGCUGUACUACGCACUGCCAACAGUGAAAUUAAAACAGUCAUCAUCUGCUCUUGCAGAUUAUCAAAUACAGGCCACUGAAGGCAAGCAUAUGAUAAACAUUAUUUGAGAUGCUGUAUAAUGUGGAUCUACUUCAAUUAAAUGUAAUCUUUAGCAAAAGUUUUGUGUAGCUCAUUGCUUCAGCAUUCCCUAAGCCCACAUUCCUCUAAGAUAUCAACCACAGGUGUUUCAUCAACAUCCUUUAAAAAUCUGGUGAUGCAGUACAAUGUAUAACUGAUAUAAAUACUAUACUAUACUAUACAAUAUUACCAAACACAUUGUAGUAGCACUUGACAAUGUUUGUGAAGCUGAGGUUCUAUGAUCAGCCUGGGAUGCAGGUCAGGGAAUUCUCCUGACUGCUGUCUCUAUGUCCUUUCCCAGUGUCCACUGUCUUUGGGAAUCUUUAGGAUUAAGUAAAGGUGUAAUAGAACAGCAAGUGAAAAUGUCUGAUCAGUACAAUGAGAGAGCAGUGAUGAUGUAUGGGAGGACAGAAGGUCUCCCUUCUCUACCCAUUUUUGUGGUGAGAAAAGGGUAGUGGUGGUUUAAAGUGAACAGUAGACUUGAAUGUGGUGGGAAUGGGAGUGGCACAACAGCACAUCUACGGAAUUCAUAGCUGAUUAAAUCAUCAUGGUAACAUCUGUUGCCUCUCCUGACGGUGCCCAUCACGAAGACCCAACUCAGCCACCUCUGCCUUCAGAUAAUGAACCAGGACAGGGCACUGAAGUCAUCACACAUCCCACAGACACCCCUAGGGAUGAGGUCCUUCACAGCACCACAGCCAGUAUGAACAAAGCUGGUGAUGACUCUCCUCUGACGGGUACCAGUAAGAAUAAUGGAUCAUACUCAUUUCUCAUGCCUGUCACAGAGUCCGUGGCUGAUGUUAACCAAGAGAAAGAACCCAAGGAGCCACUGGCACCUGGCACUCUACCUGGAAGUGAAAGUGCACGAGCAACCACCACAGAUGGUUCACAUAUCAGUUGGAUACCUGGAGUUUUUCCAGACAUCGAAGAUCAUCUUAACCAAUUGCAGACCCCUCUUCCUACUAUCACAGCCUCCACUGAUGUUCUGAAACCAGAAGAUAUAACCCAAGAAACGUGGGCACCUCGCAUCAUGGUAACAUCUGUUGCCUCUCCUGACGGUGCCCAUCACGAAGACCCAACUCAGCCACCUCUGCCUUCAGAUAAUGAACCAGGACAGGGCACUGAAGUCAUCACACAUCCCACAGACACCCCUAGGGAUGAGGUCCUUCACAGCACCACAGCCAGUAUGAACAAAGCUGGUGAUGACUCUCCUCUGACGGGUACCAGUAAGAAUAAUGGAUCAUACUCAUUUCUCAUGCCUGUCACAGAGUCCGUGGCUGAUGUUAACCAAGAGAAAGAACCCAAGGAGCCACUGGCACCUGGCACUCUACCUGGAAGUGAAAGUGCACGAGCAACCACCACAGAUGGUUCACAUAUCAGUUGGAUACCUGGAGUUUUUCCAGACAUCGAAGAUCAUCUUAACCAAUUGCAGACCCCUCUUCCUACUAGAUCUACCUCCACUAUACAUGGUAAUCAAGGACCACACAAGGGACAUUAUGAAUCCACUACUUCCUCUGGAGACACCACAACAACAAAAAUAGUUUCACAACCAAGGUCGGCCCAGGUACCAGAAUGGCUGAUUGUAGUUGCUGCUCUUGUGGCACUUGCAUUGAUUCUUGCAGUGUGCAUUGCUGUGAACAGUCGAAGAAGAUGUGGGCAGAAGAAAAAGCUAGUGAUUAACAAUGGCAAAGGGGCAGUGGAGGACAGGAAGACAAGUGGAUUAAAUGGAGAUGCCAGCAAAUCACAAGAAAUGGUGCACUUGGUUCAUAAAGAACAGUCAAAUGACCGAACAGGAGCAUGUGAUGAAUUCCUGACCAUUAAUGAAACACAGCAUCAUCAGGAGCUUGACAUGAAGAGUGGAGUAUAAUGGUACCAAGUUGCUAAGUAGAUCAGAGCUGGGAAAAUCAAAAUCACAUGGAACUUGGACAGGAUUUCACAGAUGCACUGUGCUACUGAUGUCUUUUGAACAUAAGUAAACAUGUUUUCUUCAUUUUUAAUCACUUUAAAAUGAUGUCUGAAUUACAAAAUUGACAUUUGCUUUCUGAAAUAAGCCCCCAAGAGCUGCAUAAGAUUUUAGGUUCCUAGUUCUUACACAGAGGAUGUUCCCUGUGUCCUGGGUGUUAGGAGGGAUCCAAGUUUAUGUCAUUGUUCCCCAGAUGGAGGGUCUUCACUCUGUGGAGCUACAGAAGUAUCCAGUCACUCCAUCUUACAGGCAUUUAAGGUACUAAACUUGCCAUGGUACAAGAGUAAGUGAGGAACAAAUGUCAAGAGCAAAAACCAAGUUUAAACCAAAAAGGCCUGCUAUACAAUGUCUAAAACAUCAGCAUCCUUCAGAAAUGCCUUCCAGCCAGGAAGAGCAGUAGGUACAUUCAGAGUCUGCCAGUAUAAACAAAAAGUGACAUUUUAUAAUGAUUUAUGGCUUGGUCUGCAAUGAGGGGAACCCAGAAGGACAAAACUUACUUCUCUCUAUCUUUAGAUGUCUAUGGGCAUACAAGAAGUCUUCUUGGGAGGGGGAAUAAAGACAUGAAAACAUGAGAUGAUACAUAAUAAAGUUCUAUACUUUAUUGUCCUAACAAUCUGUACAGUUAUCCUUGAGCUUCUGAGGUGUUCAUUGCUCUUCUCCCUCCCUCCUUCAUUUGUCACAUUUUGUACACAUUUUUAAUGAGUCAGUUAGGAUAAUGAAUAAAACAGAAUAAUCCCAGCUCUUUCACACGUGCACAACAAGCAAUUGGAGAUCAUGAGGGAAGAUGACAGUAUUUUAUUCCUGAAGAAUAAGUUUCUAUCUUCUUCUACUCCAUUUUACUUAGGAGAUGCUGAGCCUAGUAAAACUUGUUUCCCCUGUAACUAUUAUGUUACACCAGUUUGCUGAUAUAUUGAAAGUUGCCUUUCUAUGAUCUCACUCACUUCCUCUGAAUUCUUUCAUCCACAUUUUCCCUCUGCUUUUUAAAAAUACCAAAAGAAACAUUGCUUGCUUAUUGGUACCAGAAGUUCUAAUUCUACAGAAAAGAUCAAAGAAAAUUAAAGGAAACUCUCCCAGCCAUGUAAUAUAGUAAACUAGCUGCAGCUGCAUUGUUAUAUGCUUUUGUUUUGUCCUUAUGUGUCUGUUAUGUAAAAUAUUUGUAUUAAGCUAUGAUGCUGUGCAUUAUAUUGACAUGAAUUGUCAGAAAAAAAAUAUUUACUACCAGUGGUCUGUGCCAUUUUUAGAAAGAAUAUUGGAAUGGAGGGACAAUGAUAACUCCUAACUGGGCUGCCUCAAAAACAUGCAAGUAUAAAAAAAUCUAAGGUGAUUGCAAGCAGUGGUCUGUGUCAGUUGUGGGAUGGGGAAUGUCCUGUAGCAAGGUUAUUCAAGUGUUCCGGUUCCUGACCAUAGCACCUGUCUUUGAAACUGUUCUGCUAAAGCAUGUUAUGUUAUGCUCUCCAUCUGAAGCAAUUUGGAGGAUGAGUAUUCAGCUGGCUAAAUAUGAACAUUAGCUAGCACUGAUCUUUGCUGGAACAUAAAGCACAAUACUGUUGAUUGUAUUUCUCAGUCACAGCCCUUCAGCAUUUUCCCAUGUGUUUCAUCAAGUUGCUCAGUGCCCUGGUAUCUGCAGGCAGAUCUCCUUAGGGGCAAUUUACACCUGGGCAAAAGGUCCCAUGAUGGGGUGUGAUUUUACAGUACACAUAGGAUGUUUUCUGACUUUAUGUAGGUCAGUAUGUUUCAUCUAUGAACAGUAACACAGCUGUGAUCCAAAGGUGUUCAAACAAGCUUGAAGCUAAUAGGGUCAAGGUGAUUUACACUUAAUACUUGUGGUCCACUGUUAAACUUCUCAGUCCUUUCAUGUAUUUUAAUACUGAACUGUGUAGUUGGAAGCCUGUUGACUCUGUGCAUUGAUUUUUGUUUGUUUUCUGUAAUGUUUUAAAGCAAGCUUUUCUAUUUAUCAUUAUAAAUCAAAAUGAUCUGUUGAAGGCUGUGUUUAAACUGGUGUUAUGUACCCAUUUCACUAAGUAUGGAGAUCCAGAGUAAGAAUUAUUCCUCUCUUUAAAUCCUAAUUGAACAUAGUUCUCAAUCAAAAGGAGAUAUUUCAUUGUCUUGAAGGCUAAAUUUUUAUUUAAAAAAAGAAAAAAGCCUGUUAUUCAUCUCCCUAUUCAAAUGUUUAAUGGAGAAAUCCACAAACUCCUUCCUAAUUUAUGUAAUGUCAGUAGUUAUAAAUGCACAGACAACGUUGGUUGGCUUUUUAUAUUUUUAAAUAAGGAGAUGGUCAAGUUUUCUUUUCAGAGGCAAUGCCAUUAUUUUAUAUAUGCUGAUUCAUUUUAGAUUGUCAUGUGAUUUAUGUGUAAUUAAGUUUCAUUAUAGUUUCAAAACUAGAUGGCCAUUUCAUAUGUAUAAUAUAGUACAUAUUUUUAUUAAUCUUGGUUUUAUUAUUUGAGGGAUUGUUUGUUGUAUGUAUUUUUUAUAUGGAGCACUUGAUAUAUUUGCAUAUUUAUUUAACAGAUUAAUCAAAAUGAAAGACAGUAUCUUCUCUCAAUUGUAACUAGAAAUAGUAUUGCUAAACCCACAUUGAACUGCAAAAUAAGCUUCCAAAAAUAAACUUGAUUCCACAUUGAGGAUAAAAA